Molecule: messenger RNA, 2005 nt
Organism: Sardina pilchardus (European sardine)
Lineage: Eukaryota; Metazoa; Chordata; Actinopteri; Clupeiformes; Clupeidae
Product: cytochrome c oxidase assembly protein COX18, mitochondrial
Exons: 7
Coding region: 116-1144 (342 amino acids)
Biological process (GO): protein insertion into mitochondrial inner membrane from matrix; mitochondrial respiratory chain complex IV assembly
Cellular component (GO): mitochondrial inner membrane
Molecular function (GO): membrane insertase activity
Source: RefSeq, a predicted model, not a curated record
UUCUGUUUGGCUACUGUCUGUGGUGUUUUGGGUGUCAUUGAUUCCAUGCUUUUUCAUUGACGUGUAGGAUAAUUGUGUUGUCAACGAAGUUUGUAUUGGCACGAUUGUGUCCAGGAUGCUGCCACUCGGUGCUGUGGCACGUGUGUGUGUGCGACUGUCGUCGUCAGGUAUCUCCUGCGCUCCUCUCUCAUUGGACACCACAGCAUGGCACCUCCCCCAAUCAAGAGGGCGGCCGGCCUUCCUCCAGACCCCGCCCCCUGUGUCCAGCGUGUCCCUGGCGUCCCGCCGUAGCGUAUCCACGGAAACGGGAGGCUGGUAUGAGAGCCUUGCGGACACAACAGCUGUGCACUUGAUGGAACGUCUCCUCAUGUCUGCCCAGAAUGCAACUGGUCUACCCUGGUGGGCUAACAUCAUCGCUACGACGAUCGCACUCAGAACUGUUGUCACAUUACCACUAGGGGUCUACCAGUCCAUCAUCAUUGGCAAGGUUGAAGCGUUACAGCCUGAAAUAGCUGAUCUUGCCAAGCGUCUACGCUAUGAGGUGUCAAUGAAAGCCCAACAUAAAGGCUGGACAGAGAAGACUUGCAGGUACCAGUUCAAGAGGAAUCUGAAGCGGAUCGUGUCGGAGCUGUAUGUGCGGGAUAACUGCCACCCUCUGAAGGCCAGUGUGCUGGUGUGGGUACAGCUGCCCAUGUGGGUGUGUAUAUCACUCGCGCUGCGCAACCUAAGCCUCGGAGCCACAUACUCACCCUCAGUGUGUGAGGAGCUGUCAGUAGGGGGCGCUCUCUGGUUCCCUGAUCUCACUCUACCGGACUCCACCUGGGUCCUACCCAUCAGCCUGGGGCUUACCAACCUCCUCAUCACAGAGAUCUUCUCUCUCCAGAGGCUGGAGGCAUCUAAGUUCCAGAAGUACGUCACUAAUUUCAUCAGAGGAAUCUCCAUAGUCAUGAUCCCCAUAGCAGCUACAGUGCCAUCAUCCAUGGCGGUGUACUGGUUGAGCUCCAGCCUGAUAGGUUUGGGUCAUAACCUGCUGCUGCGGUCACCUCGCUUCCGACGGCUCUGCCGCAUUCCGCCAUCGCGGGGAAACUCCGAUACGCCGUACAGGGACCUGCUCUCUGCUGCCGUCAGCAAGUACCUCAAGUAGGGGGGCCCCCAGGACCAUGGCAGACCCCCCCACACCUCGAGUGGCCCCUAUGGACCCUCACAGACCUCCACAGACCUCUGCUGAUCCACCAGGACCCCACAGACCUCUGCUGAUCCACCAGGACCCCACAGACCUCCACAGACCUCUGCUGAUCCACCAGGACCCCACAGACCUCCACAGAACUCUGCUGAUCCACCAGGACUCCACAGACCUCCACAGACCUCUGCUGAUCCACCAGGACCCCACAGACCUCUGCUGAUCCACCAGGACCCCACAGACCUCUGCUGAUCCACCAGGACCCCACAGACCUCCACAGACCUCUGCUGAUCCACCAGGACCCCACAGACCUCUGCUGAUCCACCAGGACCCCACAGACCUCUGCUGAUCCACCAGGACCCCACCAGGACCCCACAGACCUCUGCUGAUCCACCAGGACCCCACAGACCUGGAGUGGCCCCGCAGGACUGCUACAGACUAGCCAGGUCUCAACCAGACGAGUGGAGUAGAACGGUCUGGACUGUUCACAUGGUGCAUGUGUGUACACACACACACACACACACUCACACACAUUUACACACACUCUCUCUCUCACACACACACACACACACACACACACUCACACUCACACUCACACUCACACUUGGACUUGAGCUUGGACUCAUGCGUGACCCUGACCUUAUUUCCUCACCUGAAUGUUAUUUAAAGUGAUCUACUGAGUAGUUGUGAUGUUGAGCGUAUUUAACGUGUAUCUGUGUUGAAUGCUGAUGGGUUUGCUUGUGUAUCUGUCCACUGGAUGUGUCUGCUCCUCCAGACAUAACAGACUGUUCAAAUAAAGAGCUGAAGUCCCCUAUGGGAGUGGGA